Micropterus salmoides (largemouth bass) is the source of this 1271-nucleotide messenger RNA. RefSeq lists its product as uncharacterized. Gene Ontology annotation, molecular function: transmembrane signaling receptor activity. The record is from RefSeq and is a predicted model, not a curated record. The coding region runs from base 81 to 1271 and encodes 396 amino acids. The transcript is spliced from 8 exons. Lineage: Eukaryota; Metazoa; Chordata; Actinopteri; Centrarchiformes; Centrarchidae. Gene Ontology annotation, cellular component: plasma membrane.
CAUCAUUUAAAGAAGUUAGAAGUUCCUGGUUUGUCAGUGAAGAAGUCAGAGAGGCAGCAGUAAACCAUCAGAGCCUCAACAUGAAAGUCCGUCACACUUUGAUCUGCUUCUUCUUCCUCUCUCUGCAGGAUGGAAACACUGGUCUCACCAAUGCCCAGAUCCCAUCUGUCCAUACAGGAACUGAAGGAGGAGAUAUCAGAGUUAGAUGCCGCUUUUCUUCACCUGGAGUCAGGAAGUUCUUCUGCAAGAGAGAAUGUAAACCAGAGGACAUCCUCAUUGAAACAACUGGUGUCAGAGAUCAGAGAGGCAGAUACAGCAUCACAUAUGAAGGAGGAUAUUUUAUAGAUAAUGUUUUCGUGAGCAUCACACAGCUGACCAAGUCUGACUCAGGACUGUACAGCUGUGGUCUGGACAGAUCAAACAUCAGGUUUGAAAUCAUUGUUGUAGAUGCACUGCUGGAUGGAAGUCCUCCUGAAGACAAAUCCCUCUAUACAAGAGCUGGAGGAAAUAUUGUAGUUGAAUGCUCCUUUAUUUUCUUUGGAAGCAGGAAGUACUUCUGCAAGGAAGAAUGUGAAGAGAAAGACAUUCUUGUUGAAACAACUGGUUUCACAGCUGAGAGAGGCAGAUACAGCAUCAGAUAUACAGAACGAUUUCUUACUGGAGGAUCUAUGUAUGUGAGCAUCACACAGCUGACAGAGUCUGACUCAGGACGGUACAGGUGUGGUCUGGACAGACGUUUAUCACCAGAUUCCUACUGGGAGUUUGAGAUCAUUGUCACAGAUGCUCCAACCACUUUAAAACCAACAUCAGACCCAUCAGCCUCCACACCAACAACAACAACACAGAGUUUAAACGCUCAGAUUGACGAGCAGCAGACUGGGACAGCAUCACGUCAAGAUGUGUGGCUGCCUGUCGGUCUGACUCUGGCCGUAAUGAUUGUCCUUUUAUUACUGGCUGUGGUGAUAUACUGCAGGAAGAGGUCUUCUAAACCCAAGGGAGCUCCAGUGGAAACAGAGUACACUUCUGUCACAGAGACCAACCAAGUGUACGAGAACAUCAGAGAGGACAGACACAGCAGAUCUGCUCCUGUGGAAAUCUCUUCAGUUUACACUCUCGCCAAAUAUACCAAACAAAAAACUCCUGAAUCCACUGAUGACUACAGCUCUGUCUCUGCAUCCAGAUUUCAAAAUACAGCUGAAGACCACUCGAGUAAACUCACCUACUCUGAGGUGAAUUUUUCCAAACAGUCCAACAGAGCCCCUCCGUGGUGA